UUUUCCUACUGAACCUCAUUCCUCCACUGGAACCACCUGUGCGCAUGGGACACACACUGGUCUCGAUCAGCUCGGAGGAGAAACACGCACUGUGUCGAUCAAAGUUUUACUUUCUGGUUUCUAUUUCCAUCGGACACAUGAUGAGAAGCUGAUGAAGAGACUCUCUGGAGUUAACUGACUUUACUUAGAAGGAUAUUUUGUCGUUUUGGUGGAUAUUUAAACACAAUGGAUCAGGAGGACGCGUGGGACUUCAAGGCCCUGAGAGCCAAGUUCCAGCUGGAUGAAAACCUCCUGAAGCAGCCCAAACCUCCAACCAUCAAACCUGCUGUCCCAGACAAACCCAAGCUGGUCCUUCCUCCCACGAGCCCCGCUGCCUACCUCCCUGCAGGAGCACGCCCCUCCCUGCUCACCUCCAUCAACCACAGCGUGGAGGGGAGGACGGCGGGCGCCCCCAGAGUGAUCUUCAAGGAAGGGAAGAAGGAGAUCAAAAUGCCUCUCAUCCAGAUGAACACCAAGGGGAAAGAUAAGAGUGAAGUAAAGCUGAAAAAAACUAAAGACAAGACAACGAAAGGGGACGAUUCGGAGGAUCAGAAGCCGAAGAAGAAGCUCCCGCUGCUUCCCCUGGCACCGAAGGAGAGCACUGCAGAGCUGGUGGCAGCCCCAGCUCCACCUAAAGUCAUCGCACCAAAGAAGAAGGGCUUCCUGGGUUUCAGGAGGACAUCUAAAACAUUGUCAGCGGAAGUCCCAGCAGAUGCCAUCCUGGACACCCCCAGCGUAGACGUCCCUGGACCAGCUCCACUUAUACCAACUCCAGUUAUCCCAGCUCCAGUUAUCCCAGCUUCACUUAUCCCAGCUCCAGUCAUCCCAGCACCGUCUGAGUUUGGUGACGUGCCACCAGUGCCCCAAUUCGCCGCACCAAAGGUGCUUCUACCAAACAUCCCCACCAUCAUAGCUGACUCAAGUGCUGCUCAAGUGGAAAUCCCCUCCCCCUCCACUAUCCCUGCCUCUCCCAACUUCGCACCACCUCCCGCCUUCAUUCCCGACAUCCCAACUCCUACAGUGACAACCCCGGAGAGCGAAACUACACCUGAGAUAGAAACUCCCGCUCUGCACGUUUCCAGGCCCGCCAGCCCAGAUGAUUCCAUUCAAGGUCCACCCAGUGCCGCCCCGACCCCUCCACCCAGUCGUGCCAUCUCUCGUCGUCCUCCUACAUUGGUGGUCUCCGCUCUCGCUCUAUCGCCUCCAUCACCUCCAUCACCUCCAUCGCCUCCAUCACCUCCUGAGGUCGUAGCUCCGGUUGCCAUAGAGGCUGAGGUGGAGACGCCUCCUACUCCACCAGCAACAGACCCCGCAUCCGGUCCACCGUCCCCCAAAGCCGAGCGCUCGAUCUCGGCCCUCUCGGCCCUCUCCAGAGCGGAGGACAUGAGCCCGGCGAAAAAGUGUGACCAGAGGAUCUUCAACGCUCUGGCGAAGGCACGCAGGAAGAACAGCAAUCCGACAAGCCCCAGACCCCUCUCCAUGACCACACCUUCGGAAGAUCUUCCCCUGAGUCUCACCGGCUCAAAUCUGGAUUUCCCACCCAUUGAUUACCAGGGGAACCCACCGAAACCAGUUAACGGUCUUGACCACAGACAAGUCUCUCCAGUGUUGGACGGUAUCACCGACGCUAUCCCUGAGCGAUUGGUGCUUCCACCUGUUCCACCCAAGAAGGCCCUCCCAGUCCCUCCGUCUCUGGGUCUUCCUCCAGUGAAACCAGAAAGGCCUCGCUCCGUCAACCUGACUGGAUUCAUCCCUCUGACUCCUGUGGAAGAUAACGAGAUCCCUUCUACUCCUGGAUUCACAGAGACUGAUGUCCCAGAGUUUGACGAUGUGGUCACAGAUGUUGAUUCUCCAGGGCUGCAGGUGUCAGACUGGGGGAAUGGGGACUACGAAGGUCCAGAUUCUCCAGACGGACAGAACCUGCCAGAGUUUUUCGGUAACGGGAUGACUCCUCCAGGAGCGGAGGUCCACGCAGAACCAGUGUUUGGGGCUCAGUACCAACAUAAUCUACUACCAGAGACCUCCCUACCGGUCUCUGAGGGAUCUCCACAGCUGCCACGGCUCCAUGCUGAUGUUGCCAACGGUGACUACGAGAGCACAGAUAACCUCUACGAGGAUGUCGGCGCGUCGGCAGGCAAAAAGAAAGGAAAGAGUGACGUUGGCAAGAAACGCAAAGGACCACCAAAGAAUCCAUACGCUGCUGAGGCACAACCGGAAGUCCAUAAUGAAGAGAAAGUCAAGACGGGCAGGUUCGGCAGGAUCGACAAGAAAGCCGCCGCAGAAGGGCCGGAUGAGAAAGAGCUGAAGAAGAGAGAGAAGCAGCGUCUAGAGAAGGAGAAGAAGGAGUUGAAGGAGAGACAAGAGAGGGAGAAGAAAGAGCAGAAAGAGAGGGAGAAGAGGGAGAAUGAGAUGAAGAAGAAAUUCAAAGUCACAGGUCAGGAGGACGCCAUGUACCAGGCACAAGUAACCGUGACGACCAAGGGACGCAAGAACGACCUGCCCAUCACCAGCGGCGACAUCGUCAGCAUCAUCCGAACAACCAACUGUCCCAAAGGGAAGUGGCUGGCCAGGGACAGCAGCAACAACAACUAUGGGUACAUCGCAGUGGAUCACGUGAAGCUGGACAUCGAGGAGAUGCUGAAGCUGGGAAAGCAGGCCGGCAUCACUCGCCAGAUCAGCAAAACCAAUGUUCCGGAGGAGGAUACCCACACGGACGGCGGGCCCUCAAACCACUAUCCGAACCAAGGAGAAAGUUUCACAGAUGACAGCGAGGAGUGGACUGCUGACGAUGAGGAACCGUUCUCUCCUCCCCCCGACACCGUAGACUACUCCACCACUCUGCCUCCAAUCAACCACAGCAGGGCGUUCUCAAUGCCAGACAUGGGAAACAAAGACAUUAGCAUAAACCACCAGCACAGUCGAAGUGACAUCAACUCAGAUGGCGGCUCCCAUGUCGAAGCAAGACAUGAAGCACUUCAGAAGUUGGCCACAUUUUUCCAUUCACCACAACGUGUGGAGCCAGCUGCCAGCAGCUCUGAACCAGAGACAAGUCCUGUGCUUGUGGAGGAGGAAGCAGCUCCCUUGCCUGAAGCUAGUGUAACACAGGAGGCGGAUUUGGAUCCAACUGAUAUGCUCAUUUUGCCUCCUCCUGACCUGUAUGCUUGAAUGUGGAGUAAUUAAAACAAGCAGGACAUAAAGCAGCCAGACAGAGGAAACAGGAUUUAUCUGUGUUUCUAUUCUUCACACUGUGACCCGUGUCAGUCACCUACUACUGUGACAGUAACUUCGUCUUCUUCACUAUGACCUUAUUUACCUGGUGACUGCAUUCGUGGAUCAGUAUGAUGAUGAUGAUGAUGAUGAUGAUGAAGAGGAGCGAGAUAUGGGAUUUUUUUUUGUCGACGAGCGAUGCAUCAUCUCAGCUAUUUUUGUGCGUUUUUUUACUGAAGCGCUCGGUGUGAAACCAGAGAGGGACAGUUUGCCUGGUGGCUCCGAGUGACUUUGAACUUUGGACCGAGAUGAACUGCUGAUCCCAGGGAAGGACUUACAAGGUGUUGCAGACACACUCACCCUGGAGGCUAUUGAAGGGAAAAAUGACACACUUCAUCUAUUUACAGUGGUGGAAAUAAGGGGAGGACAAUGGGAAAUGUCGAUUUUUCAUCGGACCAGGGUAUUGUUUAGGUUGAGGCACCAUCCUGAGGAAAUACACAUCAAACACAAGCAGUGAAAAACAGUUUACUAAUCAUUUACAUCCAGUAAUCAAUAGUCUUUAUUCUACCAGGUUGUUCCUCAGGAUCAACCACUAAUCCACAAGGGUUUCAAGGGUACACUUGUUACCAGUUUACAGUGUUGGUAUCCAAGGAGUGAAUAGUAAUAUAGCUGAUAAACUUUUAAAUGAACAAAGACUUUAAGGACCAGUUUGUAGGAUUUAGUGACAUCUAGUGGUGACGUUGUAGAUUGCAACCAACUGAAUUCCCUUUCGCUCAUCCCUCCCUUUCUAAACGUGUCAGAGAAACUAAGGUUCUACUACUUCACUUAAUGUAAACACCAAGGGGCAACCUGAAAAGUGAAGUCAAUGCUGAAGUGCCUUAAACUUGCAUUAUUUUUAACAGCCAGCAGGGGGCGACUCCUCUGGUUGCUAAAAGAAGUCUGAUUGUGUAGAAGUCUAUGAGAA
This is a messenger RNA of Sebastes umbrosus (honeycomb rockfish), 4210 nucleotides long. RefSeq names its product FYN-binding protein 1. The coding region runs from base 226 to 3204 and encodes 992 amino acids. The record is from RefSeq and is a predicted model, not a curated record. The transcript has 20 exons. Gene Ontology annotation, molecular function: protein binding. Gene Ontology annotation, biological process: integrin-mediated signaling pathway; protein localization to plasma membrane; T cell receptor signaling pathway. Gene Ontology annotation, cellular component: plasma membrane. NCBI's taxonomy places the organism in Eukaryota, Metazoa, Chordata, Actinopteri, Perciformes, Sebastidae.